AUGUUAUCCAGGGUUCUCAAAUCGGCGAAGAAUUUGCUCUACGUCCCACCAGCUGAAACACAGGAAGAUUCUACGCUUCAGUUGAGCCCCGUCGUCGUCGUCGAUCCAAUGGUUGUGACACGCCUACAGAGCGGCGAUCUGCCGGCGAACAAAACCCGCGAUGCUGCUGAUCUUGGGAACUCUCAAAGCCCACGAGUGCGAACACCGAAAAGGAAACCUAGGGUGAUCGCCGGAUCUGGCAGUAUUGAGGACGAUAGCUAUAGGUCCAGUGCCUCCAAGAAAAGAAAGAUUGAGAGGCAGGAACCAACUAAAGCGGAUUUGGAGAUACGCACUAAAAGUUCUCGCCCCGUGGUGGAGAUACCUGCCAUGGCUCCCAUUCCGGCGUCAGAGCUCAGCGGCUCGGACGAAGUCGUAGUGGAUGAACAGGGUGCGCUGGAGGAGGACUCAGAUGGUGGAAACGACGAACCCACUUCGCACGUUGAGGCAGAUGAGGGUCUUAGUGAAGGCGAUGAGGACGAAUCGCCAGAGGAGGAAGAUACGCACCAUGGUGAAGAUGAUGUAGGCCGAGAAGAGCUAGAACAGGAAGAGGAGGACGAGGAAGAGGGUGACGAGGACGAGGACGAGGAAGAGCAUCCCCAAUCCAUAGAUACUAGCUCCCGUCCGCCACUUAAGUCUCGCCAACCCGACGACCUCGCAGGCCUUCUUCCCCUUGAACUCCUAGAAGACGACGAUAUCUCGACCGCGCCGCGGUCUCAGGAGGUGCAACCUCAAGCAAAAAGAAUAAAAUUCACGGACCUAGUUGAAAAGAUGCCAAAGGAUCGUCGAAUCGGGUCCACAAUGUACAGAAUAACAAAGGCCCGCAAUGUACAGUUAGCUCCAAGAGCAUCCUCGCAAUCCCGAAACAUCAAAGAUGCUUGGAUGCGAGGUCAGACGGGGAAGAACCGAAGAAAGAACCGGAAACCGUUUUCCAAAGGAUUCCUGGUACCUAAGAAAUAG
Molecule: messenger RNA, 996 nt
Organism: Venustampulla echinocandica
Lineage: Eukaryota; Fungi; Ascomycota; Leotiomycetes; Helotiales; Pleuroascaceae
Exons: 2
Coding region: 1-996 (331 amino acids)
Biological process (GO): rRNA processing
Molecular function (GO): snoRNA binding
Source: RefSeq, a predicted model, not a curated record